Messenger RNA from Trematosphaeria pertusa, 864 nucleotides. RefSeq lists its product as uncharacterized. The transcript has a single exon. NCBI's taxonomy places the organism in Eukaryota, Fungi, Ascomycota, Dothideomycetes, Pleosporales, Trematosphaeriaceae. The record is from RefSeq and is a predicted model, not a curated record. Bases 122 to 664 code for a protein of 180 amino acids.
GCUCCAGUCUAAUUCUCCCUAUCGGCGACCUCCAGAUCUUCUCUUUCUUCCUCACAAUCCAAUUCGAUACGUAGAAGUCUUUCUACGCCUAGCUUUCCCCCUUUCGUGAAGCAACUACAAGAUGGGUAACACUAAGAACACCCGCGCCUCCGUCAAGGCCGCUCAAGGUACGCAAUCACCUUUUCAUCUGCCUCUAAUGUCUGUCGCUGAUAUAGGAAUCGCAGGUUCGGCCCCGCUCACUGCCAACGUGGACGUAAUGUCGAACACAGUCGCCAAGAAGACGCUGUCUCUCAAGGACCGCAAGGCCGCCGAGAAGGCGAAGAAGAAAGAGAAGCAGGAGGCGGCGGCUCGCAAGAACAAGGAAUCGAAGAAAUUGGUAAAGGCCGUCGCCGCCAAUAUGGUGCCCGUCGAGGUUCCUCAGAACAAACUUGCCGCUCCGGCGGAAGUCGAUACCCCAGCCAUCGGGACGGUGCAAAAGACCGUCUUGGGUGCGGUCCUCAAAGUUAUUGGUGUAGAAGAUGCCGCUCCCAAUCAGGAACCCACUCUUCCCACUAAUGUCGGUACGUUCUCCCCGGAUCCUUCCAUAUUACCCAGAGUUGCUCACAGUCACCAGUAUGCACCCCUCCUACCACCGCAAUGUCCGGAGAGACUACCCCUCAUUUGAAGCCAUUGAUAAAGGCAGCCAAAUGGGGAAAUCUUGAUCUCACCCUAUAUCCUGGCGCUGCAACACCGGAUAACAUGCACUGCAAGGAGCUCCGCGAAUCUCUCGAGGCGGAACUGUACGCCAACAUGGAUGGUCCUCGGGAAUCGCUCGCGCGCCGCAACCGCAAGUCUGCGGGUAUCACGAUAAUGACCGUGGAGGAC